UGUCUCCAGAUUAUUGUAUAGGUUAUGUAAAAACAAAGUAAAAUGGGAAGUGCAAAAAAAUGCAUAAAGUAUAAAAUAAUGAUUAUAUAGUUAGCAUUGUAUGUACGUACCUCAUUGGUAAAUAAAUAGAUCCUUUUAAAAUGAUUCGUCAGUUCAUGAAAACAUUAGAACCUGUUCGAACUAAGUUGUUUCGCGUAGCAGGCGAGGGUGGCAGCGCAGGUGCCGGCGCUGCUGUCGGCAACAGUGCCUUCUCGCGUAACAGCGUCACAAAAGAGCAGCAACUGAGCACAGCGCUGCGUCGUUCACUGCCCGGCAUCACUUACGUCAGCGUGCAGGAUAUUUCUGGUGGUUGCGGUGCCAUGUUCGAGGUGAGUGUGGAGGCGAAGGAGUUCGCUGGACUGUCGCGCGUGAAGCAGCACCAGCUCGUGACCGACUCGCUCAAGAGUGAGAUCGCCGAGAUGCAUGGUAUCCGCAUCCACACCAUGGCCACACCCGCGGCCGACAAGUAGCCGCUGCCGCCGUACCCACGUCUACUUCCCAUCGUAUUCAUUUAUCGCUGUAGUUUUAUUCAGUUUGUACAAAUAAUUAAAUACCUGCUUAGAUAUUAUGAACAUUGAGCAAUAAAUUAUUUUGAGUAAAUAAAAAUACCAUUUUGUUUUCACAUUUAUUAGUUACAGUAGUCGGCUGGAAUGGUUGAUAUUAAAGCCGGGUACUUACUAGCGAGUUAUAAUCGUUGUUGCGUUGUAUGUUACGU
Hyposmocoma kahamanoa is the source of this 754-nucleotide messenger RNA. RefSeq names its product bolA-like protein 3. NCBI's taxonomy places the organism in Eukaryota, Metazoa, Arthropoda, Insecta, Lepidoptera, Cosmopterigidae. The record is from RefSeq and is a predicted model, not a curated record. The coding region runs from base 141 to 509 and encodes 122 amino acids. The transcript has 3 exons.